This is a messenger RNA of Electrophorus electricus (electric eel), 3832 nucleotides long. RefSeq names its product phospholipase C, delta 3a (gene plcd3a). Gene Ontology annotation, biological process: lipid metabolic process; intracellular signal transduction. Lineage: Eukaryota; Metazoa; Chordata; Actinopteri; Gymnotiformes; Gymnotidae. The record is from RefSeq and is a predicted model, not a curated record. Gene Ontology annotation, molecular function: phosphatidylinositol-4,5-bisphosphate phospholipase C activity; calcium ion binding. Gene Ontology annotation, cellular component: plasma membrane.
GUCGAUCAGCCGUCCGAGUGUCCUGCGCUCGCAGCGCUGUGAUUCACCUCACACGCUCUCACUUACGCGACUGGGCUGCGGUCUCAGAGGCGUUUCCUCCACAUAACGACCAGACAGACGGACGAUCUAACGGGGAAAAACGUACAGUUAGGAGCUCGUGGAACCGUAGGAGCUUGUGCCAUGUUGGGGAGGAGAAAGAAUGCGCCCUUUAGGCACAGCGAGCCCCGGACCGACGGGACGAAGAGCGCGGACCCUCUCCGCAGACUGGGCCUGCUGGACGACGAGGACGUGUGUGUGAUGUUGCAGGGCACACGGAUGGUGAAGGUUCGCUCCCAGCGCUGGCAGAAACACAGAUGCCUGCGCCUGCUGGAUGACUGCGUCACCGUGUGGUGUGAGUCCAGCAAGAGCUCUAGCAAAGCCAGGAGCCGCCAGACCUUCUGUGUGACGGAGGUGGAGUGUGUGCGCGUGGGAUGUCAGUCAGAGUGUCUGCGGAGGCUGGUACGCUCCAUCCCAGAGGACCUCUGUUUCACCCUGGUGUUCCGCGGAGGCAGGAAAAGUCUGGACCUGUGUUGCUCUUCCCGAGAGGAGGCGCAGUGCUGGGUGCGAGGCAUCCGCAUGCUCAAAGACCGCAUCGCCAACAUGAGCCAGAAAGACAAGCUCGACCACUGGAUCCGUGGCUAUCUGAGGCGAGCUGAUCUGAACCAGGAUGGGAAGAUGAGCUACGACGAGGUCAAACACCUGCUGCACAUGAUCAACAUCGACCUGAAUGAGCAAUAUGCUUACAGCCUCUUUAAGAAGUGUGACCGCUCGUGUGACAAUCGUCUGGACCACGUGGAGAUUGAGGAGUUCUGUCGGGAGCUGAUGCGCCGGCCCGAGCUGGACGCUGUCUUCCGUCAUUACUCCAGUAACAGCUGUGUGCUGUCCACCCUGGAACUCAGGGACUUCCUGGGGGACCAGGGGGAGGACGCGUCUCUGAACCACGCUAAGAAACUGAUCCUCACUUAUGAACUCAAUGACUGGGCCCAGAAGAACCUGUUCAUGACUCAGAACGGCUUCACCAUGUACAUGCUGUCCCACGAGAAUGACGUGUUUAACCCCGAUCACACGCAUGUGCACCAGGACAUGAGCCGACCUCUGACCCAGUACUACAUCUCCUCCUCUCACAACACCUACCUCACUAAAGACCAGGUGACCAGCGAGAGCAGCACAGAGCCUUAUAUAAGGGCUCUGAACCAGGGCUGUCGCUGUGUGGAGCUGGAUUGCUGGGAUGGCGACAGGGGAGAACCUGUGAUCUACCACGGACGAACGCUCACCUCUAAGGUUCCGUUUAAAGAGGUUAUCGAGACCAUUGGCCAGUACGCCUUCAAGGUCUCUCCCUAUCCCCUCAUCCUCUCUCUGGAGAACCACUGUUCUGUGGAGCAACAGAAUGUCAUGGCUCACCACCUACGUUCCAUCCUGGGCUCCGCCCUCCUCACACAGCCUCUUAGUGACCAUCCGGCCACCCUGCUGCCUUCACCUGAGGACCUAAAGGGGCGGAUCCUAGUGAAGGGGAAGAAGCUGAUUGGUCAGUUGGGAAACACUAACAGCACUGCCAGCUUUUCGUCCAGCUCGGAUGAAGAGACAGGCUGCGGGAACAAGAGCCUCAAUAAGAAGGAUUCUGGGAAGACAGUUCCCUCUCGUAAGCUGAGUCCAGAGCUGUCAGAUCUGAUCAUUUACUGUUGUAGUGUUCCCUUUCACGGCUUCGACGCGGCAAGUAAGACCCCCGUCACCCACAUGUCCUCCUUCUCUGAAAGCGAAGCGCUCAGACACAUCAAAGACUCAGGAAAGCUCUUUGUGAGAUUUAACAGUAGUCACCUGAGCCGGAUUUACCCAUCAGGCCAGAGACUUCAGUCCUCUAACUACGACCCCCAGGACAUGUGGAACGGAGGCUGUCAGAUGGUGGCCUUGAACUUCCAGACGCCAGGAGAACAGAUGGAUCUGAACCGGGGCCGGUUCCUGCCUAACGGCCGCUGCGGAUACGUGCUGAAACCGGACUUCCUGUGCCAGCACAAUUCCCACUUUAACCCUGAGAGCACAGGGGGAGGACCAGGACAUGUCCCUACUCAGCUCACCAUAAAGGUAAUCUCUGCCCAGCAGUUGCCCAAGAUAAACACGAACAAGUCCAGCUCCAUUGUGGACCCGCAGGUCUGGGUAGAGGUCCAUGGAGUGGCCAUUGAUAAAGCACGCGCCAAAACCCACCGAAUCAACAACAAUGGCUUUAACCCACGCUGGGACAGCACAUUGAGCUUCCAGGUUCAGGUUCCUGAACUGGCUCUUGUGCGCUUUAUGGUGGAAGACCACGACCACACGAGCAAGAACGACUUUGUUGGCCAGUUCACUAUUCCGUUUACAAGCCUGCGCACAGGUUACCGCCACGUGCACUUGCUAAACGCAGACGGCUCCAGCCUCUCCCCUGCCAGCCUCUUUGUCCAUGUGAAAGUCGCACGGCGAGGAAUCCCCAUCAAAACGGUGUCUGAGCGCCUGACUAACGCCUGACCUCUCCGUGCUGAGCCCUUGGAAUCCUGGUCUCCGAUCACGCUGUCGUGUGCGCGCCAUGCCACAGAGAGCUCGCAGGCUGGGUGCAGGCGCAGACACGGGCUCUCCGUUGCAACACUAUAGAACAGAGAUACAAGUGGUCAAGACUCUGGAUCUCUUACUGUUUCCAUAGGAGCAAGUGGUCAUGUGGUCUGUUGAAAUCUGACAUUUAACAAGUUUUAGACAGAGGUUUUAAAAUCCAGUGUUUAUUGUAAUUUAAUACUUCUAAUUUAACUGAUAUUUAAAUAAUCGUUAGGUGCCAUCGUAGAUUUUGAUGUAAGUGCCUCUUUAAUUUGUUUUGUUUGAAGCUGAACUGGUAUUCCAUUGUUGGAAAAAAUUGUGUACUACUGGUUUAAGUGAUUCUAAAGGUGAGAUGUAGCUGUUAACAGGAAAAAAAGACAUGGUGACUAUUUGAAGAAAUGCAUUGCAGAUCAUUCUGACAUUAAAAGGUGAAAUGAAUAGAAUUAUAUAAAUAGAAUUACUGUACAAUGGUGGUUUACCAGAGUAUAAUACACAGUAUACACAGUAACCCAUUAAUCUGCUCAUCUUCAUGGCAUAAUAUGUGCUGCCUGUCCGAUGUAACUGUAGUGUGACUCUGUUACACCGACAAUAAAAUCGCUCCAAAUGAAAUGUGCUAAAAGCAGACGUUUGACACUAAAACGGCACACUGAUUUAUUUACAGAUAAUGCAGUGAAUCUGGAUGAGUAGAAGUUAAAGCAAAAAAGUGUAGAAUUUUUAAAGGUGUUUGAUUAAAAGUACAGUGCUGCAUUUUAGUUGCUGGUUAGUUUCUUUACUUGAUUAAUUACUGAUCAUGUUGAGCUCCUCAUAUCCUACAGUCUAACUAACAGUAGGUCUGAGGUGCCUGCAGGUUUGAAGUUCUGCUUGUAUGUGUGGGAGGUGUUAGACACAAGUGAUAUUUGUAAGGGAAGGUAGAACUGUUGCGCACAGUGAGAACCUGAAGAGCCGUAAUGGGAUCGAACUGAGAUUGAAACAGGAUCGUAGUCUAAAAUACAUGCUGAAGAACAACUGCUGCCAGUGAACUACAUAAACAUAGGUCAUCAUUUGUUUUCACCACUGUAUUUACACAGCUAAAAACAUUAAUGUUAUUAAUUAUUGUAUAACAAGUAUGUUUUAUAUGUUUUAUACUUUUUAUGUUAAAAACUAAUACAUAUGGUUGACAUUGACAUGUUUUGCAAAAAUGACAUUAGUUUUGAAACGAAUGUUUUAUUGAUUUAUUAAAAAUCCCAGUGCAGAUUAC